AUGCGGGAUGGAUUCUUCCGUGGCUACAACUUGUUUGUGGUCAUUGUCGUUGCUCUACAGUCGCUAGGUGGACUCUGCGUUGCAGUGGUAAUCAAGUACGCUGACAACAUUCUCAAGGUCUUCGCCACGUCCAUUUCCAUCAUCUUCUCUUGUCUCGCCUCCUACUACCUCCUCAAUGACUUUCAACCUAACUGGUAUUUUGCGAUCGGAACGAUAGCUGUCUUGAGCGCGACCGCUUUGUACAAUUUGGGCGGACGAGAGAAACCACCUCCAUCCGAAUUACCCCUCACUACCAGCAAAGAUUGA
Messenger RNA from Echinococcus granulosus, 306 nucleotides. Its product is annotated as UDP-N-acetylglucosamine transporter. NCBI's taxonomy places the organism in Eukaryota, Metazoa, Platyhelminthes, Cestoda, Cyclophyllidea, Taeniidae. Gene Ontology annotation, molecular function: UDP-galactose transmembrane transporter activity. Gene Ontology annotation, cellular component: Golgi membrane. The transcript is spliced from 2 exons. The record is from RefSeq and is a predicted model, not a curated record. Gene Ontology annotation, biological process: pyrimidine nucleotide-sugar transmembrane transport. Bases 1 to 306 code for a protein of 101 amino acids.